AUGAGCCGAUUCUGGUCGACGAGCCUGCGCGAUGAGGUCGCGCCGCUGCUGCGGCUCGCGCUGCCGAUCUUCGUGUCGCUCAUGAGCUUCUUCGCGCUCUCAAUGACGGAGCUCAUUGUCGCCGGCCAUCUCGGCACGACCGAGUUCACGGCGGUUGCGUACGCGCAGCUCGUGCUCGACUUCACCCUGAUCAUCUUCACGCAAGGCUUCAACAAGGGCCUCGACGCGCUCGCGUCACAGGCGUUCGGCGCCAAGAACUUUGCGCUCAUCGGGCGCUACACGCAAACGUGCUGCCUCUGCUUGACCUUGGCCUGCGUCCCGAUCGCGUGCAUCUGGUGGGUCUGCGCCGACGCCCUCCACGUCGUGAAGGGCGUCGACCCGAGAAGCAUCGAGCUCGCGCGCCUCUACGCACGCGUCUCGAUCCUCUGGCUCUGGCCGCGGCUCAUGUUCCAGGCCGCGACCGUCUUUUUCCAAGCGCAGCAGAUCGUCUUACCCUCGGCCGUGUGCUCGCUCGCAGCGGUGCUCUUCAACGCGCUGCUUAGCGUCUUCUUG
Saprolegnia parasitica CBS 223.65 is the source of this 552-nucleotide messenger RNA. RefSeq lists its product as hypothetical. Gene Ontology annotation, molecular function: xenobiotic transmembrane transporter activity; antiporter activity. The transcript has a single exon. Gene Ontology annotation, biological process: transmembrane transport. Gene Ontology annotation, cellular component: membrane. The annotation marks the transcript as partial. The record is from RefSeq and is a predicted model, not a curated record. Lineage: Eukaryota; Oomycota; Saprolegniomycetes; Saprolegniales; Saprolegniaceae.